AUGGCUAAACAUUUAUUAGUAAUAUGUGAAGAAAUUCAUCAAGACGAACGUGAUAAUAUCGAAAAUAUUUUAAAAAACACCAAUACUAAAAAAACUAAAAACUUACAAAAAAACAAUCAAGUUGAUAAUGAUAAUGAUCUAUUAUCUCAAGUUGAUAAUGAUUUAUUACUUCAAGUUGAUAAUUAUAACGAUAACUGUAAUGAUUUAUCAAAGGCUAAAAAUACUUCAGUUUUGUUCAUUGGAGAAAAAGCAUCUAUUAAUCGUCAAUUACUUAAAGCAUUAAUUUCAGCCAAUGCACUAUUAUCGUUCGUGGAAGACCCUGAAGUAAUUAAACUAUUUCAUAUACUAAAAUCUGAGUAUAAACUUCCAUCGCGCAAAUGGCUAAAUACAGAUAUUUUAGAUAAAAUACACGAAAAUAUUCAAUGCAGCAUUCAACAUUUUAUAUCAGAUUCUAUGUUUUUAACACUAUCUGAUAAUUACUCUGAUCAGCAUCAUACGGGUAAUAAUAUAUUUGCUAUAUAUAAGGAAAUUGGAAUAAGUCUUGGAUUAAAUAAAUGGAUAGCUUUUAUUUCAGAUAGUGGACCCAAUUUUAAAAAAGCACAAUGUCUUAUGUGUGAGUUGUUAAAACCAUGUGACUAUGUUAUAAAAAUUCUUGAAACAGAAAAAGCAACAUUAGGUCAAGUAGCUGCGUCAUGGGCAUGGCUUCGUGGAAUUGUUGAUAAGAGCUCAUUUACUAAUAACAAUUUUAAAAAUUCGUUAAUAAUAGAAAUUGAUAAUCGUUGGCAAAAAAUCUAUAAUCCUGUUUUUUUAAUUACCUGGUUUCUUCAUCCGUAUCAUCAUGGUAAAGGAUUAAAUUCGACAUGGCUUUUAUAUAUUCAAGAAGCUGCGUAUGGUCUUUUUUGCACUUUUUAUCCUGAUCGUAAUCAAGACCAAUUUAUUGAUGAAUGGUUAAAUUAUGCAAAUCAAGAGGGCCCAUUUUCUGCGUCAUCUAUUAAAAAUCCAAGUUUUACAAAAUUUCCACUAAGAUACUGGCGUACUAUGCUAAGUGCAACCCCAAAUUUAAGUGAAUUUGCAUGUCGCCUUUUAUCAAUUCCACCUAAUUCUGCAACUUCUGAACAG
Molecule: messenger RNA, 1119 nt
Organism: Dentiscutata heterogama
Lineage: Eukaryota; Fungi; Glomeromycota; Glomeromycetes; Diversisporales; Gigasporaceae
Source: the annotation of a GenBank genome assembly